AAAACCCUUCCUAUGGCAAAGCACGAACGGCAUCCAGAGCUGUACUAUCCCACUGGAGAUGUCAUACUCAGUGCUCCUCUCCCACCGUCUGCUGAGAGCAGCGAGCGUCGACUUCAGGUGUACCGGGUGCACAAAGCCUACCUAGGUGUUCAAUCUAUCUUCUUCUGCAACUUGUUCGCCGAUGCCUCAGCUGGGGGUGGCCCGACCUAUGACGACCUGCCGAUGUUGGAGAUGCCGGAUAAGGCGGACGAUCUAUCGGGUCUCCUUGACUGCAUCUACAACCCACACCAUUAUCUUUCCCGGCGUUCGCGUUACAAGACCGCCUUCGAUCUUGUCGGCAUCGCUCGCCUUGCGGACAAGUAUCUGCUCGAUGGCCUCCGCGCAGGGCUCGUUCAGAGGGUCGCCGAAGAAUGGCCAAAGAGCCUGACAGAAUGGAACGUUCGCGACGGGGAGCUCGAAAUACUGGACACUGCGAUCAUGACAGCGUGCGGGACGCCAGAAGAAAGCGAGUCUCUCAUGGACCGUAUCCCCGAUCCUGCGUCUGCGAUCAUGUUCGCCGAGGAGUUCGGGUGUCGUGAAAUCCUCCCCGCCGCGUUCUGUUCCUUGGCCCGCGUCGAUACAGACAACGGAUGGGAGCAGAGGUGUACGGACGGCACAAGCUGUAUGCGCUAUGCCAGAUGGUCCUGCUUGGACAACAAGAACCUCAGGCGGUACAUCCGCCUCUGUGACUACCAGGCAGCGUGUCGUCGCACGAUCGCGACCGCCAUCGAGCACGGAGAGAUGCUGAGCCCACGCUGCAUCCCUUGGUGGGCGGUCGAUCAAUACGCCCCUUCCGAAGAUCGCGUUGAUGCUCCCAGGGACGACACGCCAUACCCGUGUCUACGCUACAUCAAGAGGCUCCGGGAUGUUGUCUGGCCCGCGUACCACGAGCAUGACCUGUGGUACGGGUUUCGAAGCUUUCUCGAUCUUCCACUCCCGAAGGUCCAGGGCCCUCCGAACCGUCUCUGCAGUGGAUGCGAAUCCGCAUUCCGCGGUUGGGUCAUGGAGCAACAGCAGCGCUGGUGGGACCGAAUUCCGGAAGCCUUACGCCUUGGUGAUCGACUAGGAGCAUCGAGCGCAUAGGUUUUGACCACCGCAUCGGACAUGUACGUGCAGCGUACGCGAAUAGUAGCAAAGAUCAUUUGUACGUACAGCCACAAAUUUGUUUUAGGACUUCACAUCGACUUGCUGUAGGACUGCGA
Trametes versicolor FP-101664 SS1 is the source of this 1241-nucleotide messenger RNA. RefSeq lists its product as uncharacterized. Gene Ontology annotation, molecular function: protein binding. Bases 13 to 1122 code for a protein of 369 amino acids. Lineage: Eukaryota; Fungi; Basidiomycota; Agaricomycetes; Polyporales; Polyporaceae. The transcript is spliced from 3 exons. The record is from RefSeq and is a predicted model, not a curated record.